CAUCACUGACCCUUCAGGAGCAAAUCCAGAGGCUUCUCCUGCAGCAGCAGCUAUGGAGAACAGCCCAGCAGAAAAACCAGCUAAACACAAGAAGAAAAGCCUUUGUGCAUUCUUCAAGAAGACAUGGCUUGCUGUGAAAAGCACUCGUCGAGGCAACAAAACAGCCCCUCCUCAGCUUGUGACGGACACAGAUUCAGCUGAUCUUCAGUGUGGUCCUUCUGAUCUCGAACCAGCAGCACACUGUCAUCCAGCUGAUCCACAGCCAGGCCCGUCCGGCCUAGAGCCAAUAACUCUACAGGAUCAACCUGAUCCUCUGCCAUGUCUGUCCAGCAUCACACCGAUAGACUGUGAUGAAAAUCCAGCUGAUCCCAAGCCAGCUGAAGAAAAUCAAACAAACACAAAGAAGAAGAAACGCAUUCUCACACUCUUCAAAAGAUUGUGGCGGGCUGUAAAAUGUGCAUCAACACGGAAAAAGCACAACAAAGUGGCUCCUCUUUGUGCACAACCCGACUCCGAUUCAGCUGAUCCUCAGUCGGAUCCAAACAUUCUUGAACCGAUGGCUCUGCAGCAUUCAGCUGAUCAUCGGUCAGAUCCCUCUGUCCAUGAAACCAUGGUCUCAAGAUCUGACAGAAGAUCAUCUGUCUUGUUCGCCUGA
Puntigrus tetrazona (Sumatra barb) is the source of this 655-nucleotide messenger RNA. RefSeq lists its product as uncharacterized. Lineage: Eukaryota; Metazoa; Chordata; Actinopteri; Cypriniformes; Cyprinidae. The record is from RefSeq and is a predicted model, not a curated record. The transcript has 3 exons. The coding region runs from base 53 to 655 and encodes 200 amino acids.